CGCACUGCGAGUCAGCUGGCUGUCCCGUGAUGCGGGGCGGUGCCAAAAGGAAUAGAAGGAAGGUAGCAGGAGGGAAGCAAACGGCGGGAUCAGCGGCGGUGGUAGCAGCAGCAUGGCCGCGCUCUACGGGGGUGUAGAGGGGGGAGGCACACGGUCCAAGGUCCUUUUACUCUCUGAGGAUGGACAAAUCCUGGCAGAAGCGGAUGGACUCCACACAAACCACUGGCUGAUCGGGACAGACAAGUGUGUGGAGAGGAUCAACGAGAUGGUGAACAGGGCCAAGCGAAAAGCAGGAGUGGAUCCUCUGGUACCUCUACGCAGCUUGGGCCUAUCCCUGAGCGGUGGGGAGCAGGAGGACGCGGUGAGGAUUCUGAUGGAGGAGCUGAGGGACCGAUUUCCUUACCUGAGUGAAAGCUACUUAAUCACCACUGACGCGGCUGGCUCCAUCGCCACAGCUACACCGGAUGGUGGGCUCGUGCUCAUUGCUGGGACUGGCUCCAACUGCAGGCUCAUCAACCCCGAUGGCUCUGAGAGCGGCUGUGGUGGCUGGGGCCACAUGAUGGGGGACGAGGGCUCAGCCUAUUGGAUUGCACACCAAGCAGUGAAAAUAGUGUUUGACUCCAUUGACAAUCUGGAGGCGGCACCACAUGACAUUGGCUAUGUCAAACAGGCCAUGUUCAACUAUUUCCAGGUGCCAGAUCGGCUAGGAAUCCUCAGCCAUCUGUAUCGGGACUUUGAUAAAUGCAGGUUUGCUGGAUUUUGCCGGAAAAUUGCAGAAGGUGCUCAGCAGGGAGACCCCCUCUCCCGGUACGUCUUCAGGAAAGCUGGGGAGAUGCUGGGCAGACAUGUCGUAGCUGUGUUGCCUGAGAUUGACCCGGUCUUGUUCCAAGGGGAGAUUGGCCUCCCCAUCCUGUGUGUGGGCUCUGUGUGGAAAAGCUGGGAGCUGCUGAAGGAAGGUUUCCUUUUGGCGCUGACCCAGGGCAGAGAGAUCCAGGCUCAGAACUGUUUCUCCAGCUUCACCCUAAUGAAGCUGAGGCAUUCCUCGGCCCUGGGUGGGGCCAGCCUUGGGGCCAGGCACAUUGGUCACCUCCUUCCCAUGGACUACAACGUCAAUGCCAUUGCCUUCUAUUCCUACACCUUCUCCUAGGGGACUGACCCCGGCUCCACACCCUCCAAGCCCAGUGGACAUUGGGUACUAGAAGGGGAGGCAGCUUUUUCUUCCUUUUUUCUUUUUUUAAAAAAACACAUAAAGAAGAAAAUAAACGCACUUUACCCACUCCCCA
This is a messenger RNA of Orycteropus afer afer, 1283 nucleotides long. It is a transcript of the gene NAGK, whose product is annotated as N-acetylglucosamine kinase. NCBI's taxonomy places the organism in Eukaryota, Metazoa, Chordata, Mammalia, Tubulidentata, Orycteropodidae. The record is from RefSeq and is a predicted model, not a curated record. Gene Ontology annotation, molecular function: N-acetylglucosamine kinase activity.